GUCAUCGUUCGUUCGUUGUUCGCUUUUCGGUGUCACUGUUCGUUCGCUGCGGAAAGCAUCGUACCGAGUUGAAUGUGUUUUUCAAAUGAGUUUUGUGCGGUGAAAAGAAAAAUAUGUAAACUAAUUUUAAGUUAAAAGUGAGAAAAAAACACAUAGUAUAAUUAUAAAGUGGGUGGUGAAUUGUAAAAGUAGUAAAAGUUAAAAGAAACUUAAGUGGGACAAUAUACAGAGACUGGACCAGUAUAUACGUUCAAUUCGGGUAGGGGUGCGAAAACGGUAGAACGGCUCUGCGGUGGACCAGCACCAGUGCCAGCGAAUUUGUACGAAAGCAUAAGAGUUGGUAAAGGCUGUAAAAAGCAGAAAUGGUGAAGAUGAAAAAAUUCAUUGCGGGAAAUUUCAGACCAAUUGUGCGCGAGUCGUUACGAGAUACUAGCAAAAUUUGAUCUGUUUGUGAUUUUCUUUCGCAAAUUAUGAAAAUUAAGAGAAUGUGCUAUUUUUACAAUUUUGGAAAAAUUAGGUAAAAAUUUAACGUUGAAGUAAAAAAAUUGUGCCAGACUAGCAGGGUACCAACACAACUAACAUCCUGCGCUGGUAUACGCACACUUACAAACACUCGCUGUGGGUACUCGACUCGUGAGCCACGCACUGUUUUCAUACAAAUUGUCGGAGUUAUUCGUUGAACUUACAUGCGCGUUCGGUGCUCGCUGGUAAAUGACGACUGACGGCCAAAAACGCUUUUCUUAAAUUUAAAAAAUAUACAAUUGUUUAAUUCUAAAUUGUGCUUAUAGUAAUUAGGUGGAAAGUAGAAGAUUAAUAUAUGUAUUUAUUCGGAAAAGUGAAUUAAUUCCAACAAAUACAACGCAGGAAACAUACACAAGUAUACCUCUUGCCAUUUCAUAUGUUUGCAUUGUGUUCUUCGUAUGCUGGGCUAAAAUGCCUAUCUACAUAUUUAUUUUUCACUGAAGUUACUAUUAACCCUUUAUCAUCUGUUAUUGACCGUUUUGUACCUCAUGUCGAUGUUCUUAUUCGCUUGCGCGUUUGCUGCUGUUCAUUUUCGGUCGUUUUGUUGCUCUGGCUGUGUUUCGCUUGAAGUUCCAUUUGCAAAUGCGACAACGUUUCCACCGACAGUCAUUGUGGGCCGUUUGGUUUCUUCGUUGACUAGCUGGUUUGUUGGCUGAUUGGUUGUUUGUGCUGACUGACGACUGCUGACUGCCGUACUGUUAGUAUGGCUGUUUUGCCGAUAGCUGCCCAGCUGUAAUGCCAAUCGCAUGCCCGUUCACACGACGAACAUUUUAAUUCAUGAGAAAUGAAAGAAUCACCUCACUUUUGAAUAUUUUCGCAGCUUUUCUCCGUCGCUUUGCCGAACCUUCGAUGCGCUCCUAGAUGAAGGGGAACCCUGUGGUGGCGUUACAGCAGCGGUAGCCAUAGCCGUAGCAUACAAACAAACUGCGCGCUCGACUGGCUGUACUACGCGCGCGCGAGAGAGUGAGAGUGUGCUGCAUGCAGAGAGCAUAAUGAUGGCAUGGCAUCUGCUGGGCGACAUUGGUCUCUAGGCUAUGGCGCUUUUCUCCCGAUAAUUGAUCCUAAACGAAUUCAAGGUGCAUUUCUGUCGGACUUCGCAACCCAUCACACUUAACGAAGCAGCAGCGAAGCAAUGAAUGAUACAAACAAUCAAGCGUCCGAAGAAUCACAAAAUCCAACACAGAACAUUUCGUACGCAGUCAGUCGAGUUAGCCGCAACCAAAACGCCAUCCUGGCUCACGUGCAGGCCAACAACUUAAUUGCAGAAGAACAGGAGCAAAUCGUCACGUCAACUUCGAGUGAUACGCAGACAAGUACACCCGGCCAUUUGCCGCAUAUCGACGCAUUGAUCACAUCGCCGGCGCGCAUCACCAGUUCCACGGGGAAUGAUUGUAGCUCAUCGCCGCAGCGUGUGUUGUCCACGACGUGUAGCAGCAGCAGCAGCGGCGGUAGUGGCAGACAAUCGACCCAGAACCGUGGCGACAUAACAACAACGGAUGCCUCCAGCGAGGAUGAAUCACAAUCACCACAUCAAUCGACGCAAUCAUCUUUCAUUAGCCGGAACAUACUGAAGUCAGGUGGGGCAGCCUGUGCUUUCUCUCGAGCAGUGCACGCUCUAGACUCGGCAAUGCCGACAACUUCUGCUGCAGCGGCGACAAGUACAGUAGGCGUUAGGGGUGAGGAGGCGGAACUGAGGACAGCGGUUGUUGCUAGCAACAAUAGCAAAAAUAGUAUUAGUAAUUUAAGUAACGGCAGUUUGGAACAUACGAUCGGCGACGAGGACGGACACGUCAAUAUUAUGGUUGCGCGCGAGCAGACAACAACCACGGUGGCUACAAGCGGCGAUACUGUCGCUGGUCACGCAGUGAGUUUAAGUGCCGGUGGCGAGCAAGGUCAAGUAAUGCAAACUGAGCAAACCACCGAAUCACAUAAGAUAAUACUAAAAUUACCCAAGCCAAACGCUACGAGCGUAAAUGCACGCUCCAUUGAAUCUCAGAGCAAUACCGAAUUGAUAGCUGCGGAAGACAAUGCCGCUGGCUACAGCGGUGCUGAGCCGUCCCGCAAAGUGGAACCAUUGAAAAUCAACUUACACACACAUAAUAGUCCAAAUAUUGUGCCGAAAAUCACAAUUAGACCGAUCGUGAAGAAAACAAAUGAUGUUGCAUCCUCGGACUAUUCGUCUUCAGCCGAAGACGAUAUGCUGGCAGAGCCCUGUAGCACAAGAAUCGGUGCACAAAUACCGAAGCUAACUAUUAAGGCGUCCGUCGUCGUUGGAGGCAGCGACGAACCACACAUUGUGCCCAAAUUGACAAUACGUUCGGCCAACGACAGUUCGGACAGUUCAAUUGUGCCUAGGCUUACGAUCAAAAUGUCCGAUUCUCAAGGCAGUUUGCAUGGUAACAACAGCAUUAGUCAAUUGCCGGCGUCCACUUCCAUGGCGAACAGCACAGCAACUACAAAAUCACUUGCGGAACACACUCCACCACCCAUACCGAAGCUCACCAUAAAAACAUCGCUAGAUGGCACCAGCGAAUCGAUAAUGUCCACAAUUUCGCCAGCUUUCUCCUCGUCGUCAUCGUCCAGCACAUCUUCGUCAGCAGGCGUGCCCUCGCUGUCUUCCACCACCGCGUUGUGUACGGUUUCAAAUACCACCAAUAAUACAUGUUCUGUGCCUAAGCUGACGAUAAAAACAUUGCCUCCGAAGCACGAGGAGCUGGUGCCAAAACUAACAAUUAAAACCAAUGCAACAGGUGCCUGCAUCAGCACAUCUACAGCGACUAUUUCCGUUGAAGACAAAGCCGAAGCUAACGACGGCGGCAAUGUCGCUGGCAGCGGUAACAGUAAAAUUCCCAAACUUACAAUCAAAACCGGUCAGGAACACGCAGUCAUUAUAACGCAGCACAAUGACACCUCUAACGCACAGAUCAUACCAAAGUUGACGAUCAAAACGAAAUCUCUGGAUGUAGAAGAGUCGCUAAGCGACAUAAGCGAGGAUCCAGCACCGCCGCCAGAGAAGAUACCCAAGAUAACAAUAAAAACAAACGAAACUGCCGCUGAAGCCGCAACGCCUAAAUUUUGUAUUAAGACAUUGCACCAGCAACCCGAAAUGGAGCACAUUCAUGCAAUCCCGAAACUAACCAUCUCCAUGGCGAAUUUGGAGGGCAGCGUGUCGCCACAAUCACCCAAGCAAUCGUCGCUUGUGGUGCGGCAGCUGUCGACCAGCACCCGCAAGCCGGAGUCACCAGAAAGGCUGCCCAAACUAAUGAUAUCUCGCCAGGAUGUGAAAGGUAGCAUUUGUGACGCUUCUGUGGAGAAAGUAGUGCCAAAGCUGACAAUUAAAACUAACAGUCAGGAUGGUGGCAGCAGCGAGUGCAAGGAGAAAAUCCCCAAACUAACUAUUAAAUCUAUACCCAAUAUGGAGCAUCAAUCCUCGGAAGAGAGUGAUGAAUGCCUAAGUGGCGAAUCAUCGCCACCCCUUUCAGCCGGGGAAGAGUCAGCUGCUAACAAAGUGGUGCCCAAGCUGACCAUUAAAAAUCUUUCGUCGCCAACAUUGAAAAUGAAAGCAGUUUUAGAGGAUAAACCACAGCGUAAUGCUUCAAAAAAGUGUGGAAAAUCCAGCGACCCAAAAAGCGCCAUCGACACAAACGCCACAGUCAUGUGCGCCGCGCCGCAAAGGCCGCUGGGUCCACAAAAAAGUACAGAGAGUAAUGCGCGCGAGCAAAUAGUGAACGGUUGCGAAUCGAGCAGUAGCCAAGAAUUUUGUGGCUUCAACAAUGACAACACAACAUUUGCUGAAGAGGAGGACCUUGAGGAGCCACGUCGUAACUCUGACGACAUGGAUAUUGAUGUGUGUUUGCAGCAACAUGACCCACAGGUAUUCAACAAUGUGUUUCAUGUUAGCAAUGGUGAUUCGCUGCAAAUGGAAAACGCUGAAGAAUCGCAACUCAUGCAGCCGCCGCUAUCCGCUGAUGAUUUGUCGAUUGUUGUUGAUACCGUCGACUUGACAUCCUCACCCUCGCCUGGCUCAUCGCCAGCGCACUUCACCUACACUGAUGCGGAUCCUCAAAUAAGCGAUGCGCAACAACCACCACAAGCCACCAUACUCAUGGAACGGCUGCAGCGUGAAAUGACCGUUAUACAGACUGCGCCACCACUGGACAACACCAACAGUUUCCUGCUCAAUCAAUUGAAUACGUCGCUGAACGCUACCAAAUACGGUACACCUCCGCCACUACAGCCGAAGCCGCAACAGCAACAGCAUCAUCAACAACAUGGCCUCCACCAGCCACAACAGAAGCAACAGCAAAUAAGCAACAGCAUUAAAUAUCCCCAAUUAACAGAACGGUUAAUGGCUAAUGGCGCGCGUGUACGGCAAAAUUCGACCAUAACGUGUGCAGCCAAUGCUGCGGACGCGACCUUAAAUAAUGCAGCUAUGAGUGCUAACAUGUCAUGUCAGAUGGCACUGCAACCGGAGAAGGUCAUUGAUUCGAUUGAGAUUCUGGAUACUCCGGAGGGCAGUCCGCGUUUAACACUGGACGAUAGCGCUGCGUUGCCAGAGAAUCUGCAUAUAAACAACGAGGAUGGAUUGAAUGAUACAACAGGUUCCGGUGCCUACGAGGAAAAUAGCGCAGAUAUUUUGAGUCACAACAACAACAUUAUGGAGGAUUCAACAGCACCAACGGAUGAGGUAAAUCAUAUGAAUAUGAAAAGGCACGCGAGCGCCAUGUCGACUUUGAUGAUGGAGAACGAAGUAGCGGAACAAUGCAUCGAGAUCACACCAAAUAAAGUGCGGCGCAUUGAUAGUGAGUCGCAUACCAUGGCCACUUUAACCAUACUGACGGACGAUGAGUCGUCUAAUACGAAAUUAAUAACUACAUCACCCACCAUAUUCGGUGGCAAUCAUCACGUCGUGGACAUAACCAACGAUGUUGCUCAAUCAGAUAACGCCUCCAUCGCAAUGCAUCUCUCUUCGCCAAAGACUUCCAUUCAUCGUCCACGCAAACAACGCCACGAACAUCUGCUGGCUAUACCACUAGACGAGGAAGAUCCCAUGCAGUACAAUUUGAACAAUGAUGUAGCUAAUAAUAGUUACGUAUCGAAUGAAGUAAGUGGAGCAACCUCAGAACAGUUGCUUGUACACACACCCGUCGUCAAACGGCGUGGCCGUCCGAAAAAGAAUGCCUUCAAUAAUGCUACUGCGACGGCCAACGUCGUGCAAAUGCCAGUGGCAGCAGCAUUUAACGAAGGCAACAUUGGUAUCGACGAUACGGAGGUUGUUUCGAAGUCACGACGUGUAGAGCUGUUGCGUAAACGUCUCGCAAUCGAUAUGGUCGAUGGUGAGCAGCCAGUCGACGAGCAGGAAAGUGCAGAGGUAGUGAAUGAUAGUGAGAUUUUGAAACGUGAACGCGCCUUGCGCACGGGGGCGCGUAGUUCCCGACGUAGUUUUUUGCCGGGUGGCGCAAUUACGCCGGUAGCUAAAUUGAAACCUGUCGGCAACAAUGGCGAAGUGUCUAUUAAAAAUCGCAAACGCUCGGUAAACGUCUUAGGUGGCUGCAGUGCCACCUUUGGCUCAAAUUCGAUUAACAAUACCACCGCAAGUUCAGUGUCAGAUGCUGGUUUGUCCGUCCUUAAUCACUAUGGUGGCUCGAAUUCCAGCAUAUCGUCUACCUACUCAAGCAGCUCAAUGAGCUCUGCUACUGUUACAACAGCUGCUGGCGGCCAACUGGGCACUGGCGUAGCUUCGUCCAUUUCUUUGGCCACACAAAUCGAUUUGACUAUGUGCUCGUCGUCGUCGUCAGCGAGCAAUGGCAGCACCACUGCCACUAUGACCAUAGCAGGUGGAAGUGCUGCCGUUAAUGCCGGUGCAAUCAACGCCGCAGUGCAAAAUCAAAGUAGCAGCUCAAUGCUGCCACCGGCCACUAUACUCUCCUCUUCUGAUCCAGUACCGGAUGUGGUCUUUAGACCUAACGAUUUCUCAUCGCUCAUGGCAACUCAACAGCUACGCGCUGCCCACUCAAUCCGCGCAGGUAUGGAAACGGAUCUGCUGCGGAUCCAGACAACGAUAAACAGCAGCAAAUAUGAUGUGCGCCAUGAAGAGUCUGUCAGUCAGGGUAGUGGUGCGGAAGGCAGUGGGACGGGUAUGUCUGGAGACGAUUCGACCACAAGUAUAGUGAGCACACCUGUUGGCCGUGGACGCGGUGGACGCGGUCGUGGACGUGGUUCUGGCCGUGGGAGCGGACGUGGCAGUCGUGCGCAUCGUUUGGGCCGUGGAGCCAGCGCUGUCGCUAAGCAAAUCGCGCUUAGUCGGCCACGAUGCAUUGGUGGUCUGAAGCAUACACCCGACCCAGAACGAAUGAAAGGCCUCUUCAGUCCGUCCCCACAAGUGUUUGAAGAGGAUACACGCAUGAGCGCCGACUUGAGUCAUACGCACAUACAGCUGCCACCGGAGCCACUAACUCCUUUGAGACAACCCGAUUUUCUUAACAAUGAUGAGUCGCAAUCCUCAGUGGUGAGCACGAAUAGCAUCUUGGAUCCAAACACUGUGACUGCAGUCCAAAAUGGCAGCGUUAUCAAACGUCCAAAGAAGAAGAAAAUGGAAGUUUGCGUUGCUGAAGACGCCGAAAUUACCGUCUCAGCGAUUGCCGAGUAUGAGUGGCCACCUCCAAAAGGUUGUUGCCCAUCGAAGAAUCGCGAUACUUUCAUGAUCCAAGAGCAGGUCGCUUUAUAUUUGGGAAUUAAGAGCUUUAAGCGAAAAUAUCCUGAUUUGCCACGUCGCCAAAUCGACAUGGAGGAGCGUAAUUGGUUGCAGGAGAAAGGCCUCGUUUCAGAACGUAUGUGCGAUUUAGGCAUUACGGCAGUCUGGGCAUCCGACAUACUGGACAUUAUGUAUACAGAUUUCUAUGAAAAGUACGAGGAGUAUAAGGAUUUCAUACGGCAAAAGCAUCUGCGCGAAAUCGAGGCGAAACAGAAAGCAUUGGGUCUCAAUGUGUCUGGUCGUGGGCUGCAAGCACGUGAACGUGCUCUGCUAUCAGCCAGCAAAUGGAAUUCUUACUUCAAUAGGAGCCGCAAGGAGGAACGUUUAGCAUGCCUAGACUUGCAGACGUUAACAGUGAAUGUGCCAUUGCCUGCAACAGCACCCAUUGCAACUCUUGUGAAUAGGCCUGUAGCUGAGUCAGUGGCAGAGGCCGCCAAAGCCGAGCAAAUACCUGAACCACCAACCUUGCUGCAACCGCGCAACACUACGCCGACACGGGAUCUGAACACCAGUUACCCCGUAGCAGUUAUACCGGGCCAGUUUUAUGCGGAAUAUCGUCAAUACACGCCAUUUGAGUUGAGUUGUUUCCCGCUUAACACGGUUCUUCAGGACCCACGUUUGCUGGCUGAACGUAUGACGCAAUAUGAGUUGGAUACAAAGCCAUUGGUUGAUCGCCAGAGCGCUCAGGUUACAAGUCUGACUGCUAAUGCAGCAGACGCACAGGCCACCAUUGGCAACUGUAUGGAAAGCACCACGGCAGCAAACGAUCUGCGAUGUAGCGGGCGUUCACGCUAUGCCUCAAAGGCAAAUUGUGAUAACGUGAAGUCAGCAGAGGAAAGCUAUAAAGUGGAAAGCGACAGUGCAACAGAGUCCGCGUUGUCCUCAUCGGACAGUGAAAGUGAAACGGACUCGGAUACCGAUUCGGAUAGCUCAAACGGUGAUACUUCGUCGUCAUCUGAAGAGGAGAGCAACACGCCAGUCACCUGUGGCGUUUGUCAACUUGUGCAGAAUCGAAAUAUGAAAAAUCUGCCCGAGGUCUUUAUAUGCUGUUACACAUGUCGACGCAGAGUACACCCGAGUUGUAUUGAAAUGCCACAUCGCAUGGUGGCGCGUGUGAGGAACUACAACUGGCAGUGUACCGAGUGUAAAUGCUGCAUUAAAUGCAAAGGAAAGAAGGAUCAGAACAAAAUGUUAUACUGCGAGCAGUGCGAUCGAGGCUUUCACAUUUAUUGCCUGGGCAUCAAAGCCGUGCCAGAUGGUCGAUGGAGUUGUGAUCGUUGCAGUAUUUGCAUUCGUUGCGGCGCCACCAAACCAGAGGGCUUGCCGCAACAACCAACUCUAAUCUCGCCAAAUGGCGAGAAGAUCAAACAAGUCAAACACAAGAAAGUAAAGUGGAUUAACGAGUAUAGAAUAGAUCACAUCACGAAAUUGCGUGAACAAUGCUCCAUGUUGUGUGUGCCAUGCGGCCGCUCGAAGAGCGUAAAACGUGUUCAAAUAGCCAGCCCAUGCGUUAGCAGCGUAGUAGCCACGUGUGCAUCGAAUCAGUCGUCGUCACCCGCCGCAAUGCAACAAAAACAGCCAGUAAAAAUCCUACCGCAACCUCACGCGUCGACUGUUGGUGCCACCGCGAUAGCCAAUGAAGCAACGAAUAGCAAUGGUGCAUGCACCAAAGGUGCCACCCCAGCUGUUGCGCCUGCAAUGAACAAAUCUAGCGCAGCCAGUACGCUGCCGCCGCCACCGCCCGUUGUUGCCUGAGUGGGGGUGAUACGUUACUGCCCCAAGCGUAGUAGCCUAACAGAUAUGUAGUAGCAAUGAAGUGCGGCGACAACUGAACAAAGUAUGUUGGUGCAUGAGCUGCUCUAAAACACCGUGGAUGGGGAUGUGAAUGAGGAACGAAAGCAUCUUAAAAUUUUACUAAAACAUUCACAAGUUCAAAGCAGAAAUUUACAUUUCGUCUUAAGUUUAAAGAUACUGCGCUUUGAGCAUAUUAUUGAAGAAUUGAUGACAAACUUAACGCCUAUUCAUGAACCUUAACGACUUUGUUUAUGAUUUGAGUUGAAAAUUAAGUUUUUAGUUUUAAUUUUUAAUUAAGUUUAUAUGUUUAGUUCUGUUUACUGAUAAGCUAAAUUUAUGGAAUAUAUGCUCGAUUCGCCUACUCUAAAACGUUAAACCUAAAGUUUUAAUUUAUCAAAUGUAUUAUAGUGCAAACAGGAAAUAAUGAAUAUUUAAAUUAAAAUCAAAUGUUUACGUACAUUAGUUACUACUAAAACAAAAGUAAAAGGUUUGCUGCUUGCAAACACAAUCAUGUCUUUAUAAAAUGUCAAAUAAUGCACAUAAGAGUUAAUUUAAGUCUUAAGUAAAGCUAAGAGGAAACAAAUUAAACCAUAAUAAAAAUGUAAUAAAACUUAUUAAAUUUAAUAUUUAACUAAAUAAUGCGUAAAAUUCACUUUGUAUACAACACCAUAAACUGUAAUAUUAUAUUACAAAGAAAAUGUAUUUAAAGAUAUAACAAAAAAGCAACAUUAGUUGUCGAACAAACUAUAUUUCAAGCGGCGGAGUGGCAAUUGUCGAAAAAUGCAAUCUAUGCAGAGCUUCAGUUGCGCCUUAUGAAGAUGAAAUAUUUCUAUGUGGUUUUCCAAUUGCUGCAAUUUAAUUUUUAAUGUUUGAAUAUGCAAUCCUUAGAUGUAGUUUUUAAAUCGUUAAGUUUUUUUUAGCUAACUUAUGUAGUUAUGGUUAUGAAGUGUUUGUUGUUUUCUAAAAAGCAAGUAAUUGCUUUUAUUAUUUUUGCUGUUGCUUUUCUUGACAAUGACUUCGAACCCCUUAAUGCGGGUUCUCUCAAUUUUAAACUUUUCUGAUAAUGCCACACACUCUCCGCCGCUGCGUUUGCUUUACAUGAUUUUAAUCCAUAUACAAUUAUUAUAGAAUUGUAAGUGUGUUGACAAAAAUAAUGUAGUUAAUAAAAAUCAACAAAAAUGCGUACAUGAACACAAUUGGUUCUCUUGGAUCCUAUAUAAUUUGUAUUUUUUUAUUUCUUAUCUAAAAAUUAGUUCUUAAAUACCAACUAAGCAGUAAGAAGCAAACGAAUAUUUAAGUCUACAAAAGAAAAGUGCACUAUCUGUCCCUUACGGACGCCUCCUCUCCGCAGUUGUGGCGCGUUGGAGGCGAUAUACGCUCCAGGUUAAUUUACUGUAAUAAAGUAAUUAAUUUACCCAAAUAAAUGCUAUGAUACUAUUUUAAUGAUAUGAUAAUUAUAAUAAAAAUAAAAUAUGCGGUUAUUUUUCUACAAUAA
Messenger RNA from Anastrepha obliqua, 10565 nucleotides. RefSeq names its product supporter of activation of yellow protein (gene e(y)3). NCBI's taxonomy places the organism in Eukaryota, Metazoa, Arthropoda, Insecta, Diptera, Tephritidae. The transcript has 13 exons. The record is from RefSeq and is a predicted model, not a curated record. Bases 1655 to 9031 code for a protein of 2458 amino acids.